UCUUCUCUUACCUUUCAGCUUGCUCGUUAUUCAUUUUCCCAUCAAAUUUCUAACAUUCGGCUCACGCUCGACGCUAAGCAAAUAUUCCAGUAUCAAUUUCCUCGCGUCGAUUUACAGAUUGAAACCUCUAAGCCCUCUAAACGAUUCUAAUCCGCGUAACGAGAACACCUGCGAUUAAAACGGGCCGCACAAGGGGUGAUUCACCCUCUGACGAAAACUGUUGAUCCGAGAUCGCUAUCGAAGGGACCUCGAAACGAGCCACACGGUGCCACGGUUCACCUUCCAACGGUGCAUAUAUAAAGACGGGAUUCACUUUCACUCUCGUUUUAGUCGACCGUCGGCGAUAUUCACCGGUGAGGCUGUCCAAAGCAACAACCAGACGAAAUCACGCCUUCUCGUGGAACGAUGGCGACCUUCUUUCUCUUUUGUUGCGUCGCUAUUGCCAUGGUGGUCGCUGAAGAAGAUGGCUGGGCAUGGAAGCGCAGAGACGAACAGGAGAGCGACGUCGAUAGAACAAGUUAUAGGUACCAGGUGAACGAGAACCUCGAGGAUCCCGGCCACGAAAGACCUUUGGUAGGAUUUAGACCACAGAGCACCGGACCUUACGGUUCUAACAGUAGACCCAUUGUGUCACCGUCGUAUCCUGGCAACAAAGAAGUUCUCGUCGGUCCUGGUGGACCAACAGGCAUUAUAAAAAGACCUUCCUACACCGCAAAUAUCGACGAUGGCGAGUUGGAAAACGGUUUCGUGCCAUCGUGGGUGAAGGACGAUCCUCGAUAUAGAGAAUACGACACUUGCAAAUGCAGAUACAGCUUCAAUUGCCCCUCUAGCGGAUUGAAAUUUGGAAGCUGCUCCAAGGAUAAGAAAUAUUGCUGUUUUAAUAGCAGAAAGUAUCCAGCGUUGGUUUCCGGACGAUACGGACAAGGACAACAUCCUUCGUAUCCGGGUGGUCCUAACAAGUACGGACCAGCGACUUUCGUGCAAUCGCCGAACAAUUAUGGUAAUCGAAGACCCCAGGGGAGUUUCACUGGCGCUAACAGAUAUCCUGGAAAUUACCAUUUUCCAGGGGAAAAUCCGGAGCCCUAUCCACGACCUCAAAAUUACGAUUACAACGACUUUGAUAUUUACAGUCGGUCCUUGAAGAAAAAUCAGACGCAAAACGCUAACGCGGAUGAAAAAGUUUAAGCUCCAUUUACACGAGGCUUUCGACGGCAACCUUUUCUCGCCUGAUCGAUCUUCCGACGGUUCUUCGCGUAUUUCCUCUUGUAAAUUCUUAAUAAGAUCGAUCUGCCUGAACGAAGAGUCGGAUCAAAGAGUUGGACAGCGUAUGAGAGGAAAUUAUUAAAAAAAUGUCGCGGUGUAGGAUGUUUCUGAAAAUGUUAAAACUGCCAAGAUAUUCGUUAAAUUUUUAUAGAAAAAAUACUUGAAUCAGAGAGAUACCUAGCGUUACUCGAUAUUUAUAUAUGCGUAGUUUCAAAUAUUAUUCGUAAUUCGUAUAGAUACUCUUUGGAUAUUUGUUUUCGAAUAUUUUUUAGAUAGUUUGUUUAUAGGUUGAAAUGGAAGACGCGCGAGCGUUUACGAUGUAGUUGAAUAUCAAAGGGAAAAAAUACUUUAACAAAUUGUUCUGAAGGAAAUGAAAUAUUUUCAGAAGUACGUACGGUAUUCACAAGGUAGAUACUUAGUUGUUAACCCUCUAUGUGACUCGGAAAUACUCGUGUAUCUAUACAAUUGCCUUUAAUUCUUAUUUAUCUAUCAUCUGACACGAUUUAUCUGACAUUGUAUUUCACGCAUUACUCGUCUGUAUUGUAUUUAUUUUUAUCUUAUUAAUUCUUUAUCGAAAUUUACUAACACGAUUCGUUUAGUGCUCACGUAUGUAUUUGUAACUUUUAGAUUUUAUUUUAUUCGUCUACCUUACUUUAGUAUUUUAUUGGUAUAACGUUUUUUCGUAAAAUGAUAUGGCAAUUAUCAGUACCAAUUUUCAAACCAAAAUUUUAAUUUCAGUUUUCAAUAAUUGAUCAAAGCAAUGACGUUUCUCGUGUCGCGAGUGGGCAAUGCAUUCUGGUUAUAGAAAGUUAAUAUAAAUAAUAUAAUCAGUUAAAUUAAAAAAGAACAACAGCGGAACGUAAUUUUAGACGAGCAUGAAAAUUCAUGAAACAUUUCUCCUUAUUUUUAGCCACAGAACCCGCUGUCGUGGCUCCAAUCUAAAAAUCAUCGAACUUCCUGUUUUUAAAAGAGCCACGACGACUUCAAACACUUUUAACAAGAUACCAAAGAUUUUUCAUUGAACUUAUUCG
This is a messenger RNA of Bombus impatiens (common eastern bumble bee), 2294 nucleotides long. RefSeq lists its product as uncharacterized. The transcript is spliced from 5 exons. The coding region runs from base 406 to 1185 and encodes 259 amino acids. Lineage: Eukaryota; Metazoa; Arthropoda; Insecta; Hymenoptera; Apidae. The record is from RefSeq and is a predicted model, not a curated record.